This is a messenger RNA of Hippocampus zosterae (dwarf seahorse), 4117 nucleotides long. It is a transcript of the gene ppfibp2b, whose product is annotated as PPFIA binding protein 2b. NCBI's taxonomy places the organism in Eukaryota, Metazoa, Chordata, Actinopteri, Syngnathiformes, Syngnathidae. The record is from RefSeq and is a predicted model, not a curated record. Bases 483 to 3443 code for a protein of 986 amino acids. Gene Ontology annotation, biological process: neuromuscular junction development. Gene Ontology annotation, molecular function: protein binding. The transcript is spliced from 29 exons. Gene Ontology annotation, cellular component: presynaptic active zone.
CUGGGCUUGGCCAUUUGGCUGGAGGAUGGACAACUGAAACGGUGGGAGAAGGGAGCUGAGAAAAUAUAGCUUGAAAGGCGAGAAAGCAAGCAAGGAAGGAGUAUUUGUUGAUAAUGGGGUCAACAUGAAACACAAGUGGUGGGGAAAAGGGGGACAGAAUGCAGACAAAAGAGGUCAGUUGCACUAAAACGGAGAAGGAAAGCGAGCAGCUGUAUGAGCGGGCAAAACGGUGGAAGAGAGUUUUCCGCUAAGCAGAGAUCAUGAAAAUAUAUAAUAGCCGCGAACGGUGACGUGACACAUUUUCACACUUAACAGUACUUUCUGCAAACUCAAGACUCACUUGAUGUGGGCUGGGUCAAAAUACGCACAGAGGGAGGGAGGUAGGGAGGGAGAGAGACAAACACACACACACAGUCUCAGAUUCUGCCCAUCUGAGAUAAAAUCCGAGAGGAAAUAGACGGGGGCAGAAAUGGGCUGGUAGCAUGGAGACUGCCAUUGAUAUCUAUAAGCACUUCUCGUGGCUCAAAAAAGUCAACCUGUGUCCUCCUGCCAACAAUGAAACCUACCAAGAGAGACUGCUCCGCCUAGAGGGUGACAAGGAGUCCUUGGUUUUACAGGUAAGUGUACUGACUGACCAGGUGGAGGCUCAAGGGGAGAAGAUCAGAGAACUCGAAAGCUCCCUCGAGGAACACAGACAGAAACUAGCUUCCACUGAGGAGAUGCUGCAACAGGAGCUGGUGAGCAGGACGUCUCUGGAAACUCAGAAGUUAGAUCUGAUGGAUGAGGUUUCAUAUCUGAAACUGAAGUUGGUUAGCAUUGAGGAAACUCACCACACACAUCUCCAAGAACCCAUGGACGCAAACCAGAAUAAAGCAGAGUGCGUGGUAAAUCUCAUCAGUGAGCUCCAGGAGCAGAUGUGCAGGUUUCAGGAGGAAAUCAGCACUCGCAUUCAGGAGAAGCGGGCCCUGGAAGAUGGUGAUGCCCAGCGCGGAGGAGAGCCGGGUGCCGAGCAGGCCCGCGCUCACAGCCCUGUGCUCAGUCUAAGUGCCACCAACCUGAGCCUGUAUGGACUGGCCACAAAUGAUUUAUUGCAAGAAGUGAAGCAGCUCAAGAAUAAAGUGGAGGAGCUGGAAGGAGAGAAGGGACAGUACGAGAGGCAACUUCGAGUCACCAAGCUCUCUAUCUCUUACUCUCUCCACGUGUGUUACCAGUCGCUCAUGACUCAGCUCUCCAGUCUCAAGCUGACUGUGGGGCACACGCAGCUGGAGAAGCAACAGUGGGAAGAGCGCUGGCGCAGCGCACAGGCUGAAAUCUCAGACCUGCAGCAGCUCCUUUGCUCCAAAGACGUUGAGAUUGAAAGCCUGCAGACCCAACUUCUGGCCAGAGGCAGCACAGCCAAUGACAACGCAGCGAGAGAGGAGGUGUAUAUCAAACAUCUGAUCAACAAAUACCAGGAAUACCAGCGUCUGAAGGUGGGGAUGGAGUCUCUUUUAGCUUCAAAUGAUGAAAAGACGCGCCGUAUCGAGGAGCUGACAAGUCUGCUUGGCCAGUAUCGAAAAAUUAAUGAACUCAUGGCACUCACGCAUGGAAGUAGUGAAGAGGAGCUCAGUGGCAGUGUGAAAGUCAGAGCCAUCACGCAAAAACCCCACUGUGAUAUCUAUAGGUCAGAGAUGUCAUCAAGAGGAUCUUCACCACUUAUGUUAUCAUCAUCAUCACCUUACCAGAGAGAACUGGACUCAUGUUUUCAGACCCCGAUGGACGUGUCACUUUCUACUGGCGAUACAAGCUUGUUAAAUGGAUUAUGGCAUCAACGCAGGUUGCAGUCUAGCAGUCUUGAGGAACUGCAGAGCAGAUCUUUACAAAAGCCUGUAGAGACCCGACCAGAUGAAAGUGAAUCAGACAUAGGGGGAGAGAAUGCUCACAUGGAGCUGAACAAGUACCAGACGCUGCCAGGGAAGCUAUGUCGAAAAGGUGAGCUCAGGACCAAGCUGAAUGAUGCCAGGGAAAUAGACGAAGAGUAUUUAUCUCCUGGAAGGCUCUCACCCGUCCAUAGCCAUGACCAAGAUUACAGUCUAAUUCGCUACAGGAGUGCCAGUGCUCCAAUUUUAGGAUCUCCGGGGAAGUAUGAUCUUUAUUACACUGAAUGUUCAGAGAAUUUAGAAGAAUGUAUCUUGUCAGACCAGUCCCCUCUGUCCUCUGGAAUGGACUCUCCUAUAGCACUCGAAAACAGGAAAAGUCAAAGAGGCAUUAAGAAGCUCUGGGGCUUAAUUCGGCGCAGUCAGUCAGGUAGUCCAGGUCAGAUGCAUGACCCAGAGCUUGGCGAUUUCAAGAGGAGAGGCCCCAGAAUGAGACGGUCACGUUCAGGGAACAUACGAGACCUGAAGAUGCAUUUUUCUAAGUGGAACACCGAGCAGGUGUGCGAAUGGCUAGAGGACAUUGGACUGCGCCAGUAUGCCGCCAUGGCUCACCAGUGGAUCAGCAGCGGGCAAACUCUACUGUCUGCCACUGCACAUGACCUAGAAAAGGAAAUGGGAAUGAAAAAUCCAUUGCACAGGAAGAAACUCCAUUUAGCCAUCAAGACGUUUAAUAGCAAGCAGCACGAGAAGUCCGCCGAGCUGGAUUACCUCUGGGUCACUCGCUGGCUCGAUGACAUCGGCCUUCCUCAGUAUAAAGACCAAUUUAAUGAAGGAAGAGUGGAUGGGCAGAUGCUGCAGUACCUUACUGUGAAUGACUUGUUGGCCCUAAAAGUGACCAGCCAGCUGCAUCAUCUCAGCAUCAAGUGUGCUAUUCAUGUUCUGCAUGUUAACCAGUUCAACCCGUACUGUCUCAAGCGCAGGCCUGGCACCGAGAACCAGUGUUCUCCUCGUGAGGUGAUUCAUUGGUCCAAUCAUCGAGUCAUGGAGUGGUUGAGAUCUGUGGACCUGGCCGAGUACGCCCCAAACUUGAGGGGCAGUGGGGUUCACGGAGGAUUGAUCAUGCUGGAGCCUCGGUUUAAUUCCGACUCGCUGGCCAUGCUGCUUAACAUCCCUCCUCAGAAAACACUGCUGCGUCGCCACUUAGCCACCAAUUUCAGCAACCUGGUGGGAGCGCAAGCCCAGCAGGAGAAGAGAGAGUACACCGAGGCAGUUAACUACACGCCGCUCAGCAUCACUGCCAAAGUCAAGCCCAAAAAGUUGGGCUUCUCCAACUUGACGCAUUUGCGGAGGAGGCGGCCGGAUGAAUCCACAGACUACGUUUGCCCCAUUGAGUCCGCCGGGCCUCUUGAGGGCCAUUCGACAGGGAACGAUACCCAGGCACAUCACUACAACAACAACAACGUCCGAGGCCUGAGCACCAUCACGGACAGAAAGCCGGAUCACUCCAGCCACCAGCCCUCAAUACCUCAGCCCGCAUCCCACCCCCAUCCCGUGCUCCUCAAUCCUCAACCCAGCCCAUCAGUGUGACCAAGUGCCUGGACAAGUGAAGAGAUCUCUGUGAUGUUCUGAUAAAGCUGCCCGAUGGCUCCACAAUCCCCACAGCUGCCUGUCAUGAUGGAUCUUGUCCGCCUCCCGUAUUAUUGGUCAGGUGCUAAACGAACCCAGCGUCGGCGACAGUGUUUAUAAAAGCACUCUUCACAGUAUUUAGCAGUUCUCUUAACCACUGUGCGCCAACAAGUGAUCAUUUUAUAUUUGUGUGAAUUCACUCGGGCACCCUUUCUACUUCAUAUUUUCCAGCUUUGAAUACCAACCACGUGCUUAAAAUAAACCUGUACUUAUACCGGUACUUGCUUUUAUUCUCAGAGAGUUGUAUUUAUUAUUUUAUGUAAUUGCAGAGCCAAACAAGAAACAGAAGGCUUAUUUUGGAAACGGGAGCUGAUUUUGUGCAAAUGUCCUUACUUUACAGUACUAGAUAAGCUUUUACACUAAAUUAACGAAUGCUUCUUUGAAGAACGCGACAUGUUGUGUAAUUUAAAAAAAAAAAAUGCAAUUUACAUGAAUAAGAGCGUGUGCGCAUGUGCAAAAGUUUAUUCGGUUCUUUACAUUUGGAUUAGUUUAGCUUUCGGCUCAAACUGGGGGGAUUUAAUUUGAAGUCGGAAUGCUAUCGCUAUAUCAACUACACAUUAAAAUCCUUCCAAUAA